AUGGGGGAUGAGGUGCGGUCGCUCGUGGAGCUUGUGUUCCGGCAGCGCCACGAGGAGGUACUGACGUGCGAGAGCGUCAUCGUUAUUGGGCGUGGGACGUCCAACAAGGGCUCGAAGGCACGUCUGCUGGCGCUCUGCCGCCCGUUCGCUUCCUCCUCCUCGUUGCCGUCGUAUGUGACACAGACGACGUUGAAUGUUGUGCAGGUGAAGUCCGGGCGGGUAGCCAAGGUUAAGCUGGUGUUUGUUGUGACACGCCUCGUGGACGUGAGCCACGACGGCAGUUUUGACGCAACCUUCAACUUCGGCGGAAGCGGCAUGAUCUCCGUCGCCUUCGAGUCACACAUUCAACGAGAGAUGUUUGUUGCGGCGGUGCAUAAAGUGCAGCGGGACUUGCAGCCACAGUUGACGGCCGUCUCGCGGGACGUGCAGGCCUUGUUGACAGACGCGCUGGGUGCCGAGGUAGAGGCAGACGCUGCAGCACGUGUGAAAAGUCUGCAGCAUGAGAAACGUCGGGCCCUCACUGCGGAGGAUGAGCAGCGGCUGCGAGAGUUUCUUGGGUGGAACGGCUUUGACGACAUCCGGAGUGCAGAGAAGCGACUGUCAACGCGGCAGAAAGAGGCUGAGUUGUCGUCGGUGGAGGUGCUGUUGACGUCAGUCGGCGCAUGGGAAGCGGUGCGCUCGCACAUUACGGAACUGAUUAUGGACGUGGAGGGGCUUGAGGGGCGUAUUGGGCAGUACUCACGGCAAAUACUUUCCAAGAAGGAACAACUACAGCGCAUUGAACAUCAGAGCAACGUGCUGCAACGCAAACAGCGGAAUUUACGGAAACUGCACGAGCACCUUGAGGCGUUAUGCAGUCAACUUAGCCUCCCGCCGCACACGAGUACGCUACUUCUGCGGCUACAAAGCACUCGAGACGAGGAGUUGGUAAACUUCUUUGCUGAGGGAAACAAUGCGAAGUUGCUAUCUGUUGCGAUGAAGCACAUGCGGUCGCUGCUGCAGAACAAAAAGCUUGGGACGGAUUACCCUAUCACAGCUGUGGCGGAGCGUCGUGCGUUUUUCAUGGAGCAACGUCGCAUGAUUGCUCAACGUUCCAAGGCGUAUAUCCUUGCGACAAUUAGUAAGUACGAAACGACCUAUCGCGCCGACCGCGCACGCUAUAGCGGUAACGGACGGCUCGUGUGGCGAAUGCACUUGGAGCUCAUGGCACAACUAGCAAGUAUCCGUGACGUGAUCACGGCGCUGGUGCACAUUGACUUGGAGGGUUACAUUGCUGUACUUCGCCGCUAUCGGGCGAGCAUGCAACGCGUCUACGCCCUGGAAAUGCACAAAUUUUUCAAGUAUGUACGGACCCACGUAAAGAAGGUUGGUCACCGCGGCCCGUUUCUUCUUGGUAUGCGGGAUUCCUCGGGUGAGACCCUCGCCAAUCACAUGGAGACAACAGAAGCUGGAGAGACACCGCUACGAGUGUGGGGGACGGGUAACAGCGUAGCUUCAACACCGGUUGCAAGUUUGUUGCGCACCCCAAAUGGAGGCAACGGUGAAGAAGAAGAGGGAAUGAUAUGCAUUGAGUUGCCCACAGCUCGGGACGCAGGUUUGCGGCUUUACGAUGUUGCAGACGCGUGUGAGGCGUCGGCUUCCGCUGCACGCAAUUCCUCCCUAUCAUUGGCCUCUGGAUGGACGGGCACUUCUGGUGGUAAGCUGCGGCCUGAUUUGGCUCUUGCCAUGGUGCUUGAGACAACUUUUAGUAUUGUCCUGCAGGAGGAGGAGACCCUGCGGCAGUGUUUUGGGAUUGUUGCGAAGGCCACAAAGGAUGAUAAGACGGGUGAGUUGCUUAGACCUUUCAAUGAAAAUGUACUGGCAACCUACGCGGAGGAUGCAGCGAGGCUCUUGAACGAUUCUUUGCUGGAGUUGUUCGGUGGCGACAAACUGGUGCAGUUCCCCCCGAGCACGGCGAAUUUAUAUGACAGAAAAAUGGCAUUCUCUGACGCGGACGGGGGGGCUGACAGCCGCAGCAGCGGAAACGACGCCACGCAGGCGCAACAGGCGUGUUAUUUGUUAAGGCAGCUUGUGGAGAUCGCGGAGUUUUGCGGGGAGAAGUGCGAUCGACUGUACGCCGUGCCGGUUAUGGUCAUGCUGCAAGCAUACCGCUGUGAAGGUACCCCAACUUCGGAAAGCGUGUUUUGCCAGAUGUUGCUUCAGGCCCUGGAGCCGGUCGUGGCGGCAACUGUUUCACGGAGUAUCGCGGAGCAAACCGCCUCCAUUGCCACCUGCCGCAAGCGCUACUUUGUACACCCUGGUGGGAUGCUGAGUUGCUUCACAAAAUUUCCGGCGUUCGUGCAGCGCAUGGAGGCAGUGCACAACGCACUUCCACCGGCAGUCUGCGACCGCAGGAAGUACGCAGCUAUUGCUUUGAGUUUUGUGGACCAGGCGUUUGAGGCACUAAACUACAUUACGCACCUUGGUGGUGCCGAGGCGCGCAGUGGCACAAAGCUCAGUUUUCUAGAAUCCAUUGAGAAGCGGGCGGCGAAGUGGCUUGAUGGACUGGACAACAACUCUGUCAAGCGUGGCAUCAUUCAGCAGUAUCGCCACCAUGCCUUUUUCUGUGCCUUUUACGCUUCUCUACCCGAAACAGCCUACGCCGUGGAGUUGCUACGGGAGCGAUACGCUUCCUCUCGAACGCUGCUGGACCACUACGAGGAGGCCUACCUCACACGCAUUCUCCUAGUGAAGAACUUCCCUGAGUUUGGCACCUUUGUGCUUGUAGCUGAGGACCUUGCCCAGAUCCACUCACGCGAAGAGCUGCGGCACCACAACGCGCUUUCCGUUGAGGCCGUACGCCGUGUCUUGCGUUGCCUGCCGCAGGAGGUGCGCAGCGGCAUUCCGUCCAGCUCUCGCCGCAUGAAAAAACACUUUCUCCGCGAUGUGACAGAUCAAAAGGAGGAAGGGUCCUUUCAUUGCACGCUUCUGCAGCGCCUCUGGCAGCAUUUCUCCGCACUGCUUCUGCAGAAGAUUGACUUUUUGAAUGCGUUGCUCCGCUGGCCCAUGUACACCGGAAUGGAAAUGACCGUCACACGAGCCGAGGUGUUGGCUCUACUGCAGGCUGCUUGA
Trypanosoma rangeli is the source of this 3111-nucleotide messenger RNA. RefSeq lists its product as uncharacterized. The record is from RefSeq and is a predicted model, not a curated record. The transcript has a single exon. Lineage: Eukaryota; Euglenozoa; Kinetoplastea; Trypanosomatida; Trypanosomatidae. Gene Ontology annotation, biological process: Golgi to plasma membrane transport; exocytosis. Gene Ontology annotation, molecular function: phosphatidylinositol-4,5-bisphosphate binding. The coding region runs from base 1 to 3111 and encodes 1036 amino acids. Gene Ontology annotation, cellular component: plasma membrane; exocyst.